CUCUUUCUCAAUAUCUCAAUCUGUCAAGUCAGUAAGUCAAUUAGUCAAGAAACCAGGCCAAAAACUCCAAAAAAUCUAAAUCUGUCUGCAAUUUAUUCCGUUUGAAGACUAGAACUGCAAGUGAUUAUUCUUAGAUUAAAAUUUAAACUUUAUCUUUUAUUUUGAAUUCACCAUUUCAUUUAAACUACCUAGGCCUAAUUCAAGAAAAGUGUAUGAAGUGAUUUGUAUUCUGCAGGGGCUUCUAAGCCAUAUAGAGCUGUAUGAAUAAAAUGAAUUUGAUAAUGUGGGAAAAUAUAAUUGACUACCUUAGGGAUCCCCUUCUUGUGGUUAAAGUACAGAAUUUUUUCGGCAUUGUAUAUAAAAAAAUAAACAACAAAGAUGAAACCAGUGUAAUACAUUCUGAUAGACUUGAAAAAUAUGAAGAAUUUGAUAUUAAACAACAUAAAAGAAUUCCAAGUGAUAUAUCUGGCAGUUCUCUAACCUCAAGUGACACAGAGACAUCAGAGGAGAGUAGCCCUGAUGAAUUGGACCUUAUGAUAAGCAAUAAGUUUUGGUAUUACUUGUUUAUAAUAGGAACAGCUCUUGGAGACGAGAUAUUUUAUGCAACAUUCAUACCAUUCUGGUUUUGGAAUGUAGAUGGAGCAGUAGGACGGAGAGUAGUACUUGUUUGGACAGUUGUUAUGUACAUAGGUCAAGGUUUUAAAGAUAUAAUCCGCUGGCCAAGACCUGGCUACCCAGUCAAGAAGUUACAAGAUAAAUGGGCAAUAGAGUAUGGUAUGCCAUCAACCCAUGCAAUGGUUGGCGUUUCAAUUCCUUUCUCUGUUCUGUUUUAUACUAUGGAUAGAUAUCAGUAUCCAAUGCAUUGGGGUCUCAUUAUAGCCAUUUCAUGGUGCACCUUAAUAUGUGUUAGUAGAGUUUAUUUAGGAAUGCAUAGUGUUUUGGACAUUGCAGCGGGUCUAGUGCUGGCAUCUACUCUGUUGUUGGUGCUUAUUCCUCUUGUAGAUCAUCUGGAUGGGUGGUUAUUGACCAGCCACUCAGCACCCUUGGUAGUGCUCACUGUUUCUAUCCUUGUCAUUGUCUACCACCCACAAUCCGACAAGUGGACACCUACACGAGGUGACACAACAAUGAUAGUGAGUGUAUGCGCAGGAAUCCUAAUUGGCUCUUGGAUUAACUACCAGUUAGGAAAUAUGUCUCCACCUCAGGGAUCCCUCGCACCACCCUACCGCAUCAUCUGGCCCUCUGUUGAGAUGUUUGGAUGUCUCCUUCUCAGAACCACUCUUGGUUUCUGUGGUGUCUUAGCGACCCGGGCAAUCGCUAAAUCUUUUUCUUACGCAGUCGUAUGUGCUCUACUCGGUAGAGACAAGAACGAACUCCGAAACUCUGAAGAUAGCUUAGACAAUAAACACAAAAUCUUUGUUGAAUGUUGCUAUAAGUACUUCACAUAUGGUCUUAUUGGCCUAAACACAACAUAUGUGUUUCCAAAUGUUUUCGACCUAUUGCAUAUAAAUAGACCCACAUACUACACUGAAAUUUGACAGUAGUACACAACACAUUAAGGGAGCAAUUAUUAAAAUAUUGUAUAUAAAGUGUGGCCAGGUACUUUACCUAGUCAACACCAUUUAACCUACUCUUGUAUAUUGAAGACAAUAAGUUUUAAAAUUCCAUCAAGGAUUGAAGAAAUAAAAAAUAAUGCACAUAUGAAUAAAUAUACUGUUAUAUAUAUAUGUCUAAUUCUAGAACAAUGUACCUGUUUAAGUUAAGGUGAGAUACAAUAAAAUUAUUUUUUAAUUUUAUUUAAUAAUAAGUCAAGUAUGAUAUGUGCACAAGCCAAAUAUUAUUGAUUAAUUUGUGAAUAGGUACACAACACACACACAAUACACAACUUUUAUAAAUGUUGCAUUCCAUUUUAUUAACACUGAACAUGGGGCUGUUUGGUAGUGGAAAUAGCAGCAAAUACUACCUAAUAUACCAUUGUUACAUACCAUUUGGUAACUUUAAAUACACAAAAAGUUCAGCUUUUGCAAACUAAAAAGUAUUUCUUGUCAAAAUAAAUAAACAAUACUAUUACCACAACCACUCUGGUACUCCAAUUGUUAUACCCAUUUCAAUGUAUUUUUAUGCAAUUUUGUUAUUUGGAAAUUACAGAGCCUGUUAAGCUAACAAAACAUUUUUAAAAUGUUUGUGUUUUAUGAAUAUAUUAAUAAAAACCGUUACAACUUUUGCAUUCUGAGGAGUCUACUCAAUUCCGGAUACCUUAUUCUACUUGAUCAGUGGCCUGGCCAGCUAUAUUUACUUGCUUGGAUAUAUCAAAUACCUAUCCUAGGAAAGAUUUUUGUUAGCAAGAUAAAACUAAAUGGAAGAAUGAGCUUGUAUAAGUAGUUUUUUAGUAUACGGUUAUUCUAUUAUAUAAUAUACCUUUUAUUAAUAGUGAUAUUUUGAAAUUAUAUAAAACAAAGAUAUUUGGUUAUAAUAAAUCGAACAUACUAAUAUGGUUGUACAUCAUUAGUUUUAAGUAUUUGUUACAAUAUUAAAGCAUAUU
Pieris rapae (cabbage white) is the source of this 2542-nucleotide messenger RNA. RefSeq names its product sphingosine-1-phosphate phosphatase 2. The record is from RefSeq and is a predicted model, not a curated record. Gene Ontology annotation, cellular component: endoplasmic reticulum membrane. Bases 261 to 1538 code for a protein of 425 amino acids. Lineage: Eukaryota; Metazoa; Arthropoda; Insecta; Lepidoptera; Pieridae. The transcript has 4 exons. Gene Ontology annotation, molecular function: sphingosine-1-phosphate phosphatase activity. Gene Ontology annotation, biological process: phospholipid dephosphorylation; sphingosine metabolic process.